UUCAAAGGUCCUCAUCACCACUAACACUCCCCCAAAAAUCCCUUCACAGAGCAAUUAUCGUGUCGUAUCUUUUGCUUCCCAUAACACCACCACCACAUCAGUUCCAUCAUUAUCGAGCGAUUUUUUCCUUCUGGAUGACUUCGCUCAGUCGAUUCCCCUUAAUUUUAGCGCGUUAAUCGGAUGUUGUGUUCUUGAAAUAGGCCCGAUGCUCCGAGAAGAGCUUCUUCGGUCUAAAAAAGAUGAGAUCGCACGUUGUUUGUUGUCGCGGAAGCGCAAAUUGAGCGAGCUCUACUUUGCGACCGUAGGCUACGCGGGCGCGACCGAGAGCCCGCUGGCUGACUCUCUCUAUCAGGAGAAAGAACAGGCGUUUCUGGACGCCAACGACAUUUCAAAAGGUCGCUACUUCAACGAAGCCACCCUUCCGUCUCUACCUAACUAUGCAGCCAUUCCAUCGCGAGAGGUUAAAGAAGCGCCAUCGGCGAGGUCUGUAGGGCCUCUUCCGGCUACUCACAAUGCUAUCCCAAUCAGCCCGCCAUCAGGAGGAGAAAAUGCUACGCCGCAAGCUGAUGAGGGCGUCGAAGCGAGAAAUGUCACGGUCCCCCAAAUUCUCGAAAAGAAACAGUUUCGACCCAUAAUUGAACAAACGCCCAUCGAGCUUACACCUCAAGUCUUACCUACCUCCUUUCCCGAAGGAUCGAAAGGAUUCCAUGUAUCAACUUCCUCGGCCCCAGAAACACCUGCAAGAAGCCAAUAUUCUGAGAAUGUUGCUAUCUCCCCAAGUCAGGCAAAACUGUCUUCCGCAGUCCCGCCUCCGCGACUUGACGUCCCCCCCCCGAAAACUAAGCAAGAUGCGCGCGCGUCCAUUAUCUCAGGGCGCCCUGCCCAACGAGGCGAGCAACCUCUAUCGCCUGUCUCGUCCGCUGGCCUUCAGUCAAAUAGCACGCCCCUUCCCAUGACUGCGUCCCCUGCUACUAGCCCUGCAGAAGACAUGAUCAAACCUGCUGAGAAGCUUGCCGAGAAUGACGCUACUGUCUCUAGACCCUCUAGCUUUGUUCCAUCUACACCAGAUGAACAACUUCGCUUUGAAGAGGCCCAGUCACUGCAACAGAAUGCCCGCGUGGCGAACCAGAUCAAAGAUGGAGCUGCAACUACCUCUUCCACAAUCCAGAUCAUUCGGGAAGACAUUCCUUCAACUUCAGUUACGACAGACCUACAGAAGGAUAUUUUGGAAUCAGCACCGAAAGGAGUGUCACCCGAGUCAAAGAAACUCACCCUGGUACCUGGAACCAUCAUAAGAGAGCCUCAAACGGAUCAAGAGAUUAAUGUAGAGGAAGCCCCGCUACUUGUCCCACCAGUGAAGAAACCAAGUCCUCCGACUACUCAAGGCCCACCCCUCACGGAGAGGAUGACGACUAGAGUGUCUUCCGGUGCAAUUCGACACAAAUCUGUGUCCGAGAUACUAGGUGAAGCUCCGAAGCCAGCUUUGUCUCAGUCUGACAAGACUCAUACGAGUACGAAACCUACAGAGAUAGGACGAACUGCGACAGAUACCUCGGCCGAUUCUGCAUCUAGGAUGCGAAUUAAGGAUAGAAAGGCACGUGAGAAGGAAAGAAGCAAGCUUUCAACCGUGGUUUUCCCGAAGCAGCAACACCAGCAAGACAAAGAAAACCCUAUGGAUCUUGUUCGCCAACACUCUGGUGAACUUAUUCGGUUGAACGAAGAACAGGACUAUCUCUUUACGUUAUUCCAGAAUAAGGCAUACGCCCCUCCUCGUGGCACGUCUCUGAGCACCCUGCUUGCUUCCGCGCACAAGACUUUGACUACCAAGAACCACCUCCUCGACUAUCAAGAACAAAUGGACUGCCGUAUUCUCCGGCGAAUCUAUGACCUUCAAAAUGCAAAUAGAUGGCCCUUGCGUCAGCUUAAGCGAUCUGCCGAGCCACCCCGGCAAGGAGCGCACUGGGACAUUCUUCUGGAUCAUAUGAAGUGGAUGCGCACUGAUUUUCGAGAGGAACGCAAGUGGAAGCUUGCGGCGGCAAAAACCUGUGCGGAUUGGUGUGCUGAAUAUGUCCAUAGUGAUCCCGAUUACCAAGCAUUGCUUCGUGUGCAGACAAAAAUACCUCGUUGGAAGUCUCAAGAGAAGGAUCAAUCGCAGUCUAGCAUGAUGGCUUCUCCUCCAGAUGAGACAGCAGAUGAGGCCCUGGGGAUUUCUCACCCCACACCAGAUCUAGUCCCCUCGACAGAAGAUGACUCUGUUAGUGAGGGUUUCAACGAUGACCUAAGACAUGAUAUGCGUGACACCAUCGCACCGGCCGCAAUUUUCUCCCUCGGAUCUGAUGAAUUUACCUUUUCCUUGGAUAUGACCCCGGCAGCUCAGAAGCUUCUAGACGAAUUACCGAUCUACGCCCCCAUCAAGAUUUCGCCGAAUACAAAUCUCCCUACUUUUAAGGAAUCCCCUGAUGCAUCAUGGAAGACUGAGAUCCUUCCGGUUUCAAAAUAUGCCCAAGGGAAGAUAGUUUUUCAUGACGAUGAGCCUCCGAGAAAACGUAGCCGCUACGAUUAUUCACAAUACAAAUCCUACUCUGAGCAUAACUAUUUAGAGCUGCCCCCAGAACAGACCAAUGUUGCGCUCUUCCAACCCGAGAAUAGGCACAUACGUGAUCGCAUCCAUCCCGCCCAACCUUUCAGACCUCCAACCGAAUAUCCUAUGCCUUCGCUUGGUUUCCUCGAAUCAAGACAAUCUUCUCAGUGGACGUACGCAGAGGACGAGGAGCUUCGUAGUCUCGUCGAAGAGUAUUCCUACAACUGGUCGCUGAUCUCAAGCUGCCUUACGCCCUCAUCUCAAUUCACCUCUGGCGCGGAAAGACGAACGCCUUGGGAGUGUUUUGAGCGUUGGGCAGGUAUUGAAGGGUUACCUUCCGACAUGUCAAAAACACCGUAUUUCCGGGCUUAUCACCAAAGGAUUGAUACUGCACAACGUAAUGUGAUGGCGCAACAAGCCGCAGCUCAACAGCAACAGCAGCAGCAACAGCAACAGGGCAACAACAACAAUGGCAGCAGCAGCAGCAGCAAUGGCCAACAAGCUGUACCGAUCAUUCGUCGAAGAGGAACGCAGCCUAUUCGGGUUGAUCGCAGAAGGUCUUCCAAGCAUUUAGCACUACUCGAUGCCAUGAGGAAGCUGGCGAAGAAGCGCGAAACUAUGAUUCAAAAACAGCAACAUGCUUCUCAACUAGCAUCAUUGAGGAAGGUUAACGAAGCCAACCAACCCAAACCUCCUAUUUCGUCACCCGCGGAAUUUAGUCGUCUCAAGCAUGAGCGCGAACUGAAACUUCAAGAGAGGCAAGAACAGUACCGCCAACAGAUGAUGGCCCAACAAAGGGCAAAUAUGGCGGCUCGCGCUGGCCAGCUUCCUAACCAACAGGCAAUGAUGAAUGCUCCCAGCAGAACUCCUAACGGCAUGCCCCACAACCCUGCCGCUCCUCCAAUGGGUGGCAAUCCCCCAAAUGGCGUGCCUAAUGGACUCCCCAAUGGAAUUCCAAACGGAAUACCGAAUGGGAUGCCUCAAAACGUUGGAGUUCAACAAGGACGACCUCAUGUUCAGGGUAUGCAAGCUAGUGGUGGACCUGUCAAUAGUCAGAUGCCGCCUAAUCCUAUGGCGAUAAAGAUGGUGCCACAGUCUGGGAUGCAACAGAACAGUGGUCCUCGACCCGGAAUACCAGUGCAGGCGUCGCCAGAUAAUGCACGAGUGAUCAGGGAGGCUAAUCGCCUUCAAGAGCAACAACGGAUUCUCCAAUCCAGACAGCAGCAGCAGCAUGCACAACAGCAACAGCAAGCACCACAGGCCCAGCAGCAGCAAUUGCCCCCUCAGCAGGCUCAGUCCCAACCGGCCCAGCAACAAUUCCAUGCGCAGCCUCAGUUUGUCGCGCCUGGGUCCAAUUCCCCCAACCUUAAUAUGCCCGCUGUCAAUGGUACCCCGAACAAUGCCGCAAUGAUGGCCGCACUGCAAGCGGGAGGCGGAAUGCAGAGUCCAUCCUUCCACAAUGCUACACCGCAGGGCGUUUCUACUCCCUCACCCCGCAUGACCCAACCAAACUUAUUAUCAGGUGGAGUGGUUCCGACGAUUAGCAGCAUUCAGAACCAAAUCCAGCGUAGCAAUCCCAAUAUGCCAAUCGAACAGGUGAAUAAGCUGGCGACGGACCGACUUCAUCAGUAUCAGCAACAGCGCAUGUCCCAGGUCGCCAUGAACGCUGCGGCGGGUAACCUAGGUAAUCCCCAUGCUAAUUACCAGGUCGCGCAUGACGGGAAUUUCCAAGCACCUCAAACUGCCAUGAAUGGUGGUAUAGGCAUCCAGGUCCCGCAGACCCAAGGAUAUUCUCCGAUGAUGCGUGUUCCUCAACCCACUCCACAGAACCGUGUCCCUGUCACAAGCUCACCUGCCAUGAAUGGCGCUGUUCCUCAGCAAAGUCGAAGCGCAACCCCGCAGACCCAGCGCAGUGCCAGCGUCCAAAAUGGCCCAGUGCCGGGUCCCAACAAGAGUCCUAAUCCCCCACAAGCCCAACCCGCAGGCACCUAGGUGUUCUGGGUUGGCAUAACUCUCUAGUAUUUUCUUCUGUUUUUGCAGAGGAUACCCUUGUUCUUCAUUUGUACAUAUUGACCUUAGCACCUUUACUCCCGUUUUCAUUCCCGAAAUCCCCCCCUUGGCAUACAUGACUAUGGUGUGUGUAUUUCAACCCUUCACUAAGUCUUAUACCUCGAAUACCCUCGGCCCCUCGGCCACUCUUCUCAACGCCGUUACCCUUUCCAUAUUUGCGAUCACAACCUUAUUAAUGUCGUGCCGUCACCGCACUCUCAGUUUUGACCCGAAAUACUACGAUGUAUAGGCAUCAACUAGUGUUUUAUUUUCGGGACUUGCCUUGUUUUCCUCUUCUUUUUUUUUAUGUAACACGUGUACCGAUAGGGUAGGCGCAGAAGCUUAGGGAUGUAUCAUGAAGGCUACUUGGAG
Molecule: messenger RNA, 5002 nt
Organism: Aspergillus ochraceoroseus IBT 24754
Lineage: Eukaryota; Fungi; Ascomycota; Eurotiomycetes; Eurotiales; Aspergillaceae
Gene: eaf1
Product: MYB and HSA domain protein
Exons: 5
Coding region: 206-4573 (1455 amino acids)
Source: RefSeq, a predicted model, not a curated record